Paecilomyces variotii is the source of this 1098-nucleotide messenger RNA. RefSeq names its product pyridoxine kinase. Gene Ontology annotation, biological process: pyridoxal 5'-phosphate salvage. Bases 1 to 1098 code for a protein of 365 amino acids. Lineage: Eukaryota; Fungi; Ascomycota; Eurotiomycetes; Eurotiales; Thermoascaceae. The transcript has 6 exons. Gene Ontology annotation, cellular component: cytosol. Gene Ontology annotation, molecular function: pyridoxal kinase activity. The record is from RefSeq and is a predicted model, not a curated record.
AUGUCUUCGGAGCCUCUGGUGCCCGAGACGCGGGUCCUUGCGGUAGCAAGCCAUGUUGUCUACGGAUAUGUCGGAAACACAAUGGCAACGUUUGUCAUGCAGUCAUUGGGCUGUGAGGUCGCUGCGUUGAAUACGGUUCAUUUCAGCAACCAUACCGGCUACAAGCAGGUCAAGGGCACCAAAGCAACUGCUCAGGAAAUCCGCGAUCUCUAUCAGGGUCUCCAGCAAAGUUAUCUAACGGAUUUCGAUGUCUUGCUCUCCGGGUACGCUCCCAGUGCCGCGGCUGUCGAGGCUGUAGGCGAGAUCGGGCUGGAUCUGCAGCGCAAGGCGGAGAAGAAACCUGGUUCUUUCUUUUGGAUACUUGAUCCCGUGAUGGGCGAUCAGGGACGUAUAUAUGUGAACGAGGACGUUGUCCCUGCGUAUAAGAAAAUCAUACACCAUGCGGAUCUUAUCUUACCCAACCAAUUCGAGGCAGAACUCCUAUCCGGCAUCAAAAUCACUUCUCUCCACACCCUUGCCGAAGCCAUCACCGCCAUCCACAAAACCUACUCAGUCCCCCACAUCAUCGUCACCUCCGUCCAGCUCACCACCCUCUCCCACUCCGCCUCGACUACCGCUCCCCCCUCUACGCUGACCGUCAUCGGCUCCACGACGCGCUCCGACGGCUCUCCGCGCCUCUUCCGCGUCGACGUCCCAGCCCUUGAUUGCUUCUUUAGCGGGACAGGCGACAUGUUCGCCGCUCUGACCGUCGCACGACUCCGCGAGGCUGUCUUCUCCGCUGACCCGGCCCUGCGCCAUACCAAGUCCUGGGUAUCGCCUGACUCAGUACCUGCGACGGAACUGCCGCUCGCGAAAGCCACGGUCAAGGUCCUCGCAAGCAUGCACAGUGUACUGGAGAACACGAUAAGGGCGCGCGAUGAAGAGUUGCGUGCUAGUUCCGCUGAUGCCGAUGAAGAGCCUGUCGAAGAUACCGACGAAGCCAGACAGAAGCGUGAGCAUCUGAGAAGGACGAAAGCCGCGGAGGUACGGCUCGUUAGGAACGUCAAGUUCCUUCGUGAUCCGGUUGUUAGGUUUGAAGUGCAGGCGUGGUCAGAGUAA